This is a messenger RNA of Scatophagus argus, 2008 nucleotides long. It is a transcript of the gene ftcdnl1, whose product is annotated as formiminotransferase cyclodeaminase N-terminal like 1. NCBI's taxonomy places the organism in Eukaryota, Metazoa, Chordata, Actinopteri, Scatophagidae. The coding region runs from base 567 to 1559 and encodes 330 amino acids. Gene Ontology annotation, molecular function: transferase activity; folic acid binding. The transcript is spliced from 7 exons. The record is from RefSeq and is a predicted model, not a curated record.
UUUUACGGACUAUUCAUUAUUUUAUUCUAUCUUAUCAUCCAUCCAUCCAUCCACCUUCUUCCGCUUAAUCCGGAACCGGGGCGCGGGGGCAGCAGCUUGAGCAGCUUGGAUCAUCAUCCAUUUGGUUAAAAAACACUAUUUUAAAAGACUUUUUAAGCGUAUUUUAGGAAAGACGAACGUAGGUUCCAAUAAGCUGUAAAGAGGGACGAAUCAUCUUGUGAUCAACUCUUUCGUCUUUAGCAACACAUGCUAAAGUCUAACUUGUGAACAUUUGCGUGGAUGUGGACCAUCUGAACGGCCAUGUACUGACAGCUGUCAAGUUUGUGCUCUGUUAGUAUUUACGUACAGGUAUCAGUAAGCUUCGCAUUUCGCCUAAACGAGGAAUGCACUGCGCAUGUCAGCGCUGAAAGAAGUUUUGAAUGUAACGCAAACAGUCAGCACCGAUAUGACGUCACCCUGCUUAACCACUCACAGACUGCACUGGAUAACUGUAUGCACCAGUAAGCAGGUUUUAAACUGUCAGAUGCAGUAGAAGUAUAAGGAGACGCCUUUCAUCCAGAAACAUCAUGGCCUCAAGUUCUCUGGGUAGAAGACUGGUGGCUUGUCUUCUCAAUGUCUCCGAGGCUCACAGGAAAGACCUGGUGGAGACUGUGGCCAAGGCUGCCUUAUACGACACUGAAGGGGUUAGACGAGAGGGGACCACAGUGCUGAACAUCUUCAACGACCUUGACUACAACCGUUCUGUCAUCACUGUUGUGGCCGGCAUCGACUGCAUCAGAGAGGCGGUUCUGUCUGCAUGCGAGAAAGCCUGCAGGCUGAUCGACAUGCGCGCUCACGUGGGCGUCCACCCGUGUUUGGGUGCCGUCGACCUCGUGCCCAUCUACCCGCUGGGGGAGGAGGUGAGAGUGGAGGACUGUGCUGAAGAGGCUCGGGCUGUGGCUCAGGGGCUUACAGAGCGAGUCCCGGGCACCAGCGCCUUCCUGUUUGGCUGGGCAGACUCCCCCCUCGAGCGGGGGCUGGCACAGAGGAGGAAGGAGAUGGGCUGGUUCAAGAAGACGCCUGACUUGGAGGCGAUCAGGCCCGACAUCGGACUGCAGCCACAGAAACGCUUCGGCCUCACAGGUGUUGGGGCCAGUCCAUACGUCAUGAACUGCAACGUCACUAUCGACACCCAGGACAUCGCACUGGGGCGGAGCAUCGCCACAGCCAUCAGGGAGUCGACCACGGGGGGCCUGCCUGGGGUGCAGGUGCUGGCUUUGCCACAUGAGGGCACUGUGGAAAUCGCCUGUAAUGUGGAAAGCGUGAAGGGGAGCCCACCUAGUCACAUGACUGCAGGUGAAGCGUGGCCGUCUUUCAGCAUCAGCGGCCAGCCGUACUGUCACGCUCCAGCUUCCCUCAUCACUGCAAGGGUCGCAGAGCUGGCAGGGAGGCAGGGGGUCUGCACGAAGGGCACCGCACUGGUGGGGUUCACCCCCCGUGAGUGCAGGGGCUUGGCUGAGCUAGCACUGACUCAAGGGAUCGCUGAGUUCUGGAAGGAGCAGCACAGGAUCCGUAUGUGAAGAUGAAUCCCUGCCAAAACCAGUGGAGCCUCAAGCGAGAGUUCAUCAUCUUUGUUCCAUGUCACUUUAAUUACCAUGAGAAUUUGUAAAGCCCAACUCCCUUCGGUUACACAUGACGAAGUAUUGAAAUCCUCUUCUGAAGUGAAAGUACUGACAUAUUGUGAAAAUACUGCACUACAAGUCCUGCAUUCAAAACCUUUGCUUUAAUCAGCAAAAACAAAAGUAAAAGUAUUCACUGUGCAGUAAAAUUUACCCUGUCAGUGUUUAUUUUCUAUAUCAUAUGUUUGUUGUCCUUUUAUUCCGGUGCUCCAUAGGGACUAAUGUAACCUGCGUUCACACACAAUAAUGCAGUGAGCUAAUAAUAUUCUCUUUGGCUCUCUUUACACUUUAACUGUUUUAUUUUUGGAUUCGGAAAGUCAAACAAACCAAAAAUAAAUGAAUAAAUAAAA